Cyphellophora europaea CBS 101466 is the source of this 1851-nucleotide messenger RNA. RefSeq lists its product as uncharacterized. Gene Ontology annotation, molecular function: oxidoreductase activity. Bases 1 to 1851 code for a protein of 616 amino acids. The transcript is spliced from 2 exons. Lineage: Eukaryota; Fungi; Ascomycota; Eurotiomycetes; Chaetothyriales; Cyphellophoraceae. The record is from RefSeq and is a predicted model, not a curated record.
AUGACGCCCAAGAUUCAAUCCCUCGACAUCGGCAACAGCGCCGCCGCCUACUACGCCGCCGCCACUACCACCACCACCAGCAGCGCCUCCAACGGCACACAAACAAUCCACAUCUCCGGCCAACCAGGCAGCACCGCCUCCGGCCUCGUCCCGGCCGACUACGCAUCGCAGAUCCACCUCGCGCUCCUCAACCUCCACAAGAUCAUCCUCGCCGCCCACGCCUCCAUCACCGACAUCGCCAAGCUGACCCUCUACAUCGUGGACUACGACCCCUCGCAGCGCCUGCACUCUCGCCCGCUGCAGAAGUUCCUCAACGGCCACCGCCCCGCCGUGACGCUCGUGCCCGUGCCCCGCCUCGCCGUCGACGGCUGGCUCUUCGAGAUCGAUGCCGUGCUGGCCCGUGAUACCAUCAGUCUACCACCCCCCGCUGCACCAUCGUCGACCUUCGCAGCCGCCGAGUCCGUCGACGUCGUCAUCAUCGGCGCCGGCCUCGCGGGCCUGACCGCCGCGCGCGACGUCCUCUCCGCGGGACUCUCCUGCGUGGUGCUGGAGGCGCGCGACCGCGUAGGCGGGCGCACGUACAGCCACGCGCUGCCGGGCGGCGGGGUGGUGGAUCUCGGCGCCGCGUGGAUCAACGACUCGAACCAGAGCAGGAUGAUCGCGCUGGCGAGGGCGUUGGGGCUGGAGCUGAUCGAGCAGAACACGGCGGGCGAUGUCGUGCUGCAGCAUUGGGAUGGGAGCAUCAAGCCGUUUGCGUAUGGGGAGCUGCCUCCGUUCCCAGAAGAUAUCAAGACCCACUUGGCCGCGAUCCGCGACAUGUGCGAAGCCGACUGCCAGCAGAUCUCCGCCGCCUCACCGCAGUCCUCCCACGCGAGCCUCGACUCCCUAACCUUCACCGCCUACCUCCGCACCCGCCACGCCAGCGACGAAGCCAUCGCCACCGCCCGCGUGUGGACGCGCGCCAUGCUCGGCCGCGAGCCCGAAGACAUCUCGGCCCUCUUCUUCCUCAACUACUGCAAGUGCGGCGGCGGGCUGAUGCAGAUGCGCUCCGACCGCGCCGGCGGGGGCCAGCACCUGCGCGUCCGCCAGGGCACGCAGGCGUUCGCGACGGGCCUCGCUGCAAGUCUGCCUCCGGGGGUGCUGCGCCUGAACGCGCCCGUGGAGGCCGUGACGCAGUAUACCGCGCAGGAUGUGUCGGUGAGGGCGCUGGGCCGGACGAUUCGGGCGAGGAAGGUCGUGUCCGCUGUGCCGCUGCCGGUGUUGAAGCACGUGCGGUUCUCGCCGCCGUUGCCGGUGGCGAAGAGGCUGUUGGUGGAAAGCUAUAGCUAUGGAUACUAUCAGAAGGUCAUGGGCGUUUUCAAGGCGCCGUUUUGGGUUGAGAAGGGGUUCUGUGGUUUGGCGCAGAGCUUUGUGGGGCCAGCAGGGGUGAUUAGGGACACUAGUGUGCCUGUAGAAGGCAAGUGGGUGCUUACUUUCUUUAUCGCCGGUGAGGCGGGCAAGGCUUGGUCGCUGUUGCCGAAGAAGGAGGGAGAGAAGAAGUUGCUGGAGCAGGCGGCUGCGCUGUGGUGUGGUGGCGACAUGGAAGAGGUACGCAGGAGCUUCAUCGAGUUCGUGGGCUUCGAGUGGCUGGACGAAAAGUGGAAUGGAUAUGGGUGUCCAAGUCCGAGCUUCGCGCCUGGCGUGCUAGAAACUGUCGGCCAUGCACUCGCAGAACAAGUGGGUGAUGUUCACUUUGUUGGGACUGAAACGAGUGAUGUCUGGAAAGGCUAUAUGGAGGGCGCAGUGAGGAGUGGUGAACGCGGUGCGGCAGAAGUGGUGGAGGGCUUGAAGCGCGUUGUGGCAAAGCUGUAG